UUGUUUUUGUUCCUUGUCACCUUUAAAACACGCCACCUCAAAUUGGGACUAGAAGGAAGCAAUCGAAGCGACAAAAGGUUGCAUUUUCCAACACGUCUAACUAGACGGAACCCUGCCGGAAAAAGGGCGUUUAGUGAAACGAGGCCACUUUUCCUCGUGUUCGUUCCUAAAAUCCCAUUCUCAAAACGAUCGAAUCAGAACGCAGCCUAUUUGCUUUUUUUGCAAAAGAAGGUCCUUUUCAAAAGCAAAAGAAUGCGCGCGCGUGUGUGUGUGUUGCACUGAGCACCGUUUUAUUUUUGGCAACGUGGCAUUUCCUGGUGGAGGUGUGGUAGUGGGUUUGCUAAUUAAAAUUCUUCCAACGUAACCACCAACUCAACGGUUCGUUCUGCAUAACCUGCGCACAAAACACUAGAGAUGCUAUCAAAGCUCGUCGAAGGUUCAGGCACGUUGCUUCUGGCCCUACUUCGGGCAAAGAAUUCACCAUCAAACCGCACUAAACCUAGCUCAUUCGUUUUCGUUGCACGAUUUGACGUAAUGCACCUACGGGAAAAGAAGCGUAAAACAGCAAGGAAACAUAAAUUUCCCAAACACCCAAAACCCUUUCGGCACCCUUGCCGAUACUCUUUGUUUCGUUGCGGCAGAUUGCAGGAGCAGAGAAAUAAAUUACAAAUCAAUAGUAUUUCCAAAAACAUGGAAAACAUGUGGUGGAACACGGCAUGAUGCAUUUUAAGAUAUAGCUUUGGCUAAAACUAUGCAAAAUCAAUAAUAAAUAUAGAACCAAAUAAGCGCAAUAAUUAUCUUGCGAAGCAAUUUUACAGUCUUUUUGAAAUUAUUAUUCCAUUAAUCUAUUAUUCCAUUAAGAUAACGAGAAAAGCCAAUUUUGCCAUUUGGGCUGCAAACGGUUCAUUUGAAAUACAAAACGAGCGCACCUCAGCUAACUACACCUUGGGCGUCUGUUGGUAAACAAACAAGUGAACUGUCAAAUCGACUUCCGAUCGCAACGAGCGAGUGUGCGGUUGCGUGAGCGAUCACGAAUCUUUUAUUUGUGAUAAAUCGAGCUGCUCUUCGCACAGGAACAGCAAACAAUUGUGAAUUUGGAAUGUGAACACGUCAUUUGGUGAAGCGAAGCACGUUGACGAUAAAACCGUACGUUACACGCGUGUGUGUGCGAAAAGGACAAAAUGCCUCACGCUGAUUCAUCAUCGCCGCGCACAGGGGGACGGGUAGAGGAGUGCGGUGGAGAACAUUCGGACGAAAAGGAUGAAGAAACUUCCUCGCCAUCCGGAUGGAAAAACGUUUCUGAAGACAGAAUCGAUGACAGAAACAAUGUAAGCAGCGCCUCGAAUAUAAACAACAGCAGCAGCAGCAGCAGCAUCUAUCACAAUGAAGAAUCUUUUGUCGACAAAAUUCGAUCCAACUUUUCGUGCAUGUUUUCAAAGAUGUUGCCGUUCCGUCUUUCAAAGGACAUCAUUGAAUCGUCGCAUAAUCAGCAGGAAGUGCGAAGACUAUCCCGCAGCCUUGCAACGCAAACGCCAGAAGACCUGGGGCAGGUGGAUCAACAUUCACAGAAUGUGCCCGAGUCGAAUGAGUUGAACAAUAACAAAAGCCUCCCCUGUGAGAUGGCCGCAAAACGGCGCCGACUGUGUGAAAGUGAAGAAAAAGCGUGCAACGUUCCCGAGCCACCGAAGACUUUGGGCCGAUUCAACACGGUGCCGGCUGUUCAAAAUCGUCGCCUUACCGGUUUUCUUGGUAACGCACACUAUCACAAAUGCAUGCAACAGAAACGGCACCAUGGUAAUGUACACAAGCCGCUCUUCGGUAGUUCACAUCUUCAAUCUACCAGGGGGAGAAACGAUUCCUUAGCUUCCUCCCAACGUCCAUCCUUCAAACCGUCCGUUACCGCUGUGGCGAAAUCGCUGACCACUGGUUAUAUUCCGCCAGAGUACGGAGGGUCACCGUUUUACGAAGGGUUCACCCGGUACGGUGGUGCAUCUGCCGCACAAAUGCUGGCCAGGUACGAUCCGAAUUUAACGGCAGUCACCACGCUGAUAAGAAGAAAAAUCCCAACAGAAAACGGAGUGGCCUCCUCUUCCCGUGGCUCGACAGUUCCGUACCCUUCGCAACGAAUACUUGCGAUAGUGGAUAAAUAUGCUACGAACAGGUCGGACCGCACAGCCCAUUCGAAGGCGACACUGCGUAAAUCACCGUCCCCUCCAAUGGUCCAAUCAAUGUGCGUGCAAAAUACGGAACGUUCUCAAGAGACAGUGCAGCAGCCGCAACGAUCACUGCCGCCGAUUGUUCCCUUGAUGGAGUACACGCUCCCGGUACAGCUCGGACUCCAACCUCCGGUACCGAUCAGUCCUAUAGAGCGAAAAAAACAAAGCACACCGACCGGUGGCAAGCAGACAACGAAAAGAACAAGGAUACAUGCUAAACCGGUAAAGGAACCCGAGCUGUCCAAGGUACAGCCGGUCCAGCUCCCAAACGUUCAGCUACCCCCGCUGAUCAAAGGGUUGCCACAGUUUGAUAACAUCGUACCAUUAAAAGGUCGCACACUUCCGGUGGCCGAUAACGUGCAUGAGUUAAAAGCUAACGCAAGCGACAAAGAGAUUAUCGUUCGAAAACAUGAUCGGAAAAAGACGCCAGGGAAAACAGAAAGUAGUACAGCCAGUACACUUCUGCGUGAAAUCAAUACGUUUGUAUUUGCACGACCACAGGUACUCGGAAGCUGGUCACCUCAGCUGCAGGAUGAUUCAUUUUCCGCUGCGACAAAGAAGUUUAAAUUUGCCGAGCCAGAGCCGUUGCAUGAUGAACAACCGCCGGUACGAUCUUUCAAGGACCUGAUGGCUGAUUCCGUCAACAGAUGGGCAUGUGAGGUUUGUAUGGUACGAAACGAACCACACAAGAAAACCUGCGUCGCUUGUAACAGCUCUAUGCCGAAAUCUAAGGAAACGAAACCGAAAGAGUCAAAAUCAUCGAAGGACUCGAGAUCAUUGAAGGAGUCGAAACCGAGAGAAUCUAAAUCGAAGGAGUCGAAACCGAGAGAAUCUAAAUCGAAGGAGUCGAAACCGAGAGAAUCUAAAUCGAAGGAGUCGAAACCGAGAGAAUCUAAAUCGAAGGAGUCGAAAUCAAAAGAUUUGAAGUCUAAGGAGUCGAAAUCAAUAGAGUUGAAAUUGAAGGAGUCGGAAUCAAAAGAGUUGAAAUCGAAGGAAUCGAAACCGAAGGAAUCGAAACCGAAGGAAUCGAAAUCGAAGGAAUUGAAACCAAAGGAGUCGCAACCCAAAGAAUCAAAACCGAAAGAGUCAAAACCGAAGGAACCGAAACCGGAGAAACCGAAACCGGAGGAGUCAAAACCGAAGGAACCGAAACCGGAGGAACCGAAACCGGAGGAGCCGAAACCGGUGGAGGCGAAACAGCACCGCAGCUCGCGGAAUAAAGCUAACACCAGCAAAACUACGUCCAGCGUUACCACAAAUGACAGUGAGCCAUCUAAACGGUGGAAAUGCACGGCCUGCAAAGUGCGUAACGAACCAACCGUAUCGAUCUGUGUUUCCUGUGCCAAGAAGAAGUCAUCCAGCAGUAGCAGGACAGACGAUCGAAAAGAUCGUAGUCACAAGAAAGAAAGCACACCAUCAACUACAGAAAAGACCAAGCCGUAAAUGAGCGAUCAGGGGUGAAAUAUUGCAUUGUAUGGUUGCUGAAUUAUGUUGAAAACGUUUCAGCAGGACCUAAUUCUGAUAUAUGAUAUCUCAAUGUGAAAUACCAAUAUUUAGAACUCGAAAUUCAUUAAGUUUGCCAAGCUGACCGAUUGACGGAUCAGGAUAAUUUUUUUAUUUUAUGAGAGUUUAAAGCAACUAAUUUUGUUACUUGAAAUGUAUCCUUCGCCGAAGUACAAAAGACUUUGGGAUAAGAUAACCAAGCGUUUUCUUUUGAUACGAACUUUUUCUUACAAUCGAUUUACAAUUAAAUGUAUUCAUGAACAUGAAUUGAAUGGAGGGUGUACUACAUCAAUAUUUCUUUAACAUACAAAAUUACGAACUACAUAGAACUACACGAAGCAUUAGGAGAAGGUAACCACGCAAUUCAUGUUGAUAUGAAUUAACUAUUUCUUGCAAUCGAUCUUGCAAAUGAAGGAAAUAACGCAAAUGAAUUGAAUGAAAGAUUUACUAUAUUUUCAACUCAAAAUGUAUGAAUUACAUGUACAACUUUCUGGGACUUUGAGUACACUAAUAAAACGUUCAGAACCUUUUUGCAUUA
Messenger RNA from Anopheles gambiae (African malaria mosquito), 4257 nucleotides. RefSeq names its product proteoglycan 4. The record is from RefSeq and is a predicted model, not a curated record. Lineage: Eukaryota; Metazoa; Arthropoda; Insecta; Diptera; Culicidae. The transcript has 2 exons. The coding region runs from base 1182 to 3659 and encodes 825 amino acids.